Messenger RNA from Colletotrichum chrysophilum, 2094 nucleotides. RefSeq lists its product as uncharacterized. Bases 1 to 2094 code for a protein of 697 amino acids. The record is from RefSeq and is a predicted model, not a curated record. Lineage: Eukaryota; Fungi; Ascomycota; Sordariomycetes; Glomerellales; Glomerellaceae. Gene Ontology annotation, molecular function: protein binding. The transcript is spliced from 3 exons.
AUGGUGAGCAACAUCAAGAAAGACAGGAAGUCGAUGUUUAAAGAGGUGGGGCUGGAGGAUGACUUCAGCGAUGAGGACAUGCCGGGGACGCCGACGUCGCAGCAUGCGCGCGACCGCAAGGAGUCAGUAUCGAGUGAGAAGGAGUUUGGCGAUGCUGGCGAACUAGUAUCAGAACGCACCCGAAGUUCGAACGACGACAGCAACGGCGAUGGAGACGGUGAUGAUCUCACGAAAUCCUGGGAUCGGUCUUCACUAUCGCUCACCGGGAAGCAAAAGCCUGAUGGACCACCCGCGGUCGCAAAUGGCUAUCUGUGGAACGACUACAACUACCUCUAUCUCUACGGCGGCCAGUUUGCCGAUAACGACGGUGCGGAAGGUGUUUACGCGACCCCCGCUGCCAUGUCGAUCUGGCGGUACUCCGUCAAGGACAACUCAUGGCUCGAAUUCAGCGACCCGAAGACCUCGUCAGGAAACUACUCGACCGAUGCCAAUGUCGCUGUCCAGCGAUCCUCCGAAGGAGCUGGGUUGUCUGUCCCCGAGCUCGGUCUUAGCUGGUACUUUGGCGGCCACCUCGACCAGUCCACAACUCCAGGGUGGUCGAUUCACACACCCAGGGUUUAUCUUAAGAGUCUGCUGGAGUUUACGCACCCAGGUUACAUGAACACUGGGGUCAACUCCCUCCGUGGCGCGGGCGCUGCUGACGGCGGUGUCUUCCGCAACAUUACCGAGGGCGGUCUCCAAGAUUCUGAAGCUUUCCCCGAGAGAGCUGAUGGCGCCCUUGUGUUUGUACCGGGCUGGGGUGUGAGGGGAGUCUUGAUCGGCAUGGCAGGCGGCUCAGCAGACACCUUUGUUGAUGACUUGGGAACACUGGAUGUGUACGACAUCGCCACGUCGGAGUGGUAUCAUCAGAAGACGACGGGCGACAAGCCCUCGGUCAGGGUGAAUCCCUGUGCUGUCGUCGCCAGCGCACCCGACGCGUCGAGCUUUCAGAUCUACUUCUUCGGCGGCCAAAACCUUCAGCCAUAUAAACAACAAACUCAGUACAACGACAUGUACAUCCUCACCAUCCCCUCCUUCACCUGGAUCAAAGUCGACGAAGGCGACGGCGUGCCAUCACCCCGAGCAGGCCACACCUGCAGCAUGCGCGAUGGCCAAAUGGUCGUCGUGGGCGGCUACAUCGGCCAGAACGAAACGUGCGACAACUCCGGCGUAUACGUCUUCAACGCCAGCAGCCUCCAAUGGAGCGACAGCUUCAAGGCCGCAGACCACCCCGCCGACAUUAGCCCGGACAACUCCGUCCUCGCCGGUUCGUGGGGCUACAAGGUCCCCGGCAAGGUGCAGAGCGUCAUCGGCGGCAACUCCGACGGCGGUGCUACCGCCACAACCCCCGCCGCCGGCCCCGCAACAGGCGGCCCCUUCGCGACCGGCAAGCCCCCGGUCUUCACCAUUACGCAGGACGGCGCAACAGCUACCAUCACGGCGUUCGGCCCCACAAGCACCGGCGGCUCUGCCCCCGCCAAGGACGAAGACAACGGCCCGAACGCCGGCUUGGUCGCCGCGGGCGUCAUCGCCGGCAUCCUCGGCGCGCUGGCGCUGUAUCUGGGCUUCUGCGCCUGGCUGUACCGCCGCCAGGUCGCGGCCUACAAGCAGCAUCUCUCGCAGGUGAACCGGUACUCAGGCGCGAGCUCGAUGCACUUUGGCGGCGCGCUGCUGGCGGCGGGAGCAGCUGAGCGCCAGGAGAAGCGUGGCCACCGCAGGGAUGCGAGCACAGCCAGCAACGAGUCAUUCUCGUGGGUGGGAGCGGGUGUGGAGCCGAAGUGGAUGGUGGACGAGCCGACGCCAGGGUCUGGAUCCGGAUCCGGGGGCACAGGGGGCACGGCGUUUGGCAGCGGGAGCGGCGGCAGUAACCCCAGGAGGCCGAGCGAGGAUGUGCGCAGCGGGAGGGACCCUCGGACGAGCUCGAGCAGGCAUGCGAAUACGGAUAAUGAGAGCGUCACGAGUGCGGAUGGGCUGCUUGACGGGCAGGAGCCGAGUUUCUUCUCGGUUGUGAUGGGUCCGAGGCGGGCGCUGAGGGUGGUUAAUGGGGUGGAGUAA